Linepithema humile (Argentine ant) is the source of this 3451-nucleotide messenger RNA. RefSeq names its product membrane palmitoylated protein 7-like protein metro (gene metro). NCBI's taxonomy places the organism in Eukaryota, Metazoa, Arthropoda, Insecta, Hymenoptera, Formicidae. Gene Ontology annotation, molecular function: protein binding. Gene Ontology annotation, cellular component: cell-cell junction; plasma membrane. The record is from RefSeq and is a predicted model, not a curated record.
UAUACGUGUCCAAAGAAAGAAAGAGAGAGACGAUAUUGUCGGGUGAGUCGGGCAGAGACCGAAGAAGGGUGCGCGGUGCAUUGCGGCGGCUUUCAACAUGGCACCAAGCCGCAUCUGAGCACGCGAGGGACGAGCGAAUUUUAUCGAGGAUGCACUAGUGCCGAGUGUAUCGUUCACAAGGGAAGUUUCCUUCUCACGAGUGCGUGGACGCGUUUUCGGAAAGUGCGUCGGAUUUGAAGCAACACGCGGUGAAACAGCGAGUCAUGCCGAGGAGUCGCACAGGGCAGGGACGGCAGGCCAAUCCGGUGGCGGUCAUCCUACCCCGUGUCGAGUGACAGGCUGCUUACGUAACGGAUUAUUCUCGCUAUGAUAACGACACUCCAGGCGCGAACGCGACACGCCGAGAGGAAACAACGGAUCAGCAGUAGCAUCGUCGCCGGGAGAGCCGUCGACGCAACGGCGCCGGAGCGCGCGACCCCGACAGAAAUACACCGACCCGAAUCCCGCUACCGCCGACUCUGAUACACGUCGCCCGAGCGGACGUUGAGCGUCGCGACGCCUACCUCUUCGCCUCCGCCGCGGUGCGGGUGGGACACCCGACCCGAGUGCGAAUUAUGACAGCGGCAGUCGUCAUGGAAAACGUUAACUGGGAUCCCGCAUUAUCCAAGCUACUCAACACACUGCAGGAGAAUAAGUCGGAAAUACCCAGCUGUACCGAGGAGGAAUUUGGUUUUCUGAGUGAAUUGCUACAGUCAAAGGAACUGAAUGCUCUGGUGAACGUUCACAACAAGAUUUUGAAUAAUGUCAAAGAUGACAAAUUCUCUCCCAUACUCUCAAACUCGAUGGACAUUGACAUUGAGGUACUCGAUCUGUUGUCAACCAAAACGCACAUCUCCGCUGAGUGCAAAGAACUCUUUCACUUGCUGCAGAAACCGCAUAUCCAGGGUCUCCUUUGCGCCCACGACGCAGUGGCACAAAAGGACUAUUAUCCGAGGCUACCGGACAUCCCGUUGGAGGUGGACGAAGACGAGGAGACGGUGAAGAUCGUUCAGUUGGUGAAGUCGAACGAGCCCCUGGGCGAAACCGGCGUUGAACCGAUCGUGGGGGCGACCAUAAAAACCUGCGAUGUCACUGGCAAGAUCGUGAUCGCGCGAAUAAUGCACGGAGGCGCGGCCGACAGAUCCGGUCUCAUUCACGUCGGCGACGAAGUCUGUGAAGUUAAUGGCAUCUGCGUCGAAGGGAAGACGCCUAGUUUUGUUCUACAAAUUUUGCAAAAUUCAGAAGGGACAAUCACUUUUAAAAUAGUACCCGCGGACAGCAAGAGUGGAAUCAGAGAGAGCAAGGUUCGUGUGAGGGCACACUUUACGUACGUAGCCGCUGAGGAUCCUUAUAUUCCUUGCAAAGAAGCCGGGUUAGACUUUGAAAAGGGUGAUGUUCUGCACAUUGUCAGCCAAGAUGAUGCCUACUGGUGGCAAGCCAGACGAGAAGGGGAUCGAAAUAUGAGAGCAGGCUUGAUCCCCAGCAGAGCUCUUCAAGAACGUAGGAUUAUUCUUGAAAGAGAGCAAAAAGGAAAAUCGGAUGAAGACAAUAUAAGUACGCCAAUGGGCUUGUGUUCUGUUCCAGUGCCUUUGCCCGCAUUGUGCCCCCGUCCCAGUACCUCUUUGCACGCCUCGCCCACAAAGUGCAACUUGCAGGGAAUUAAAACUAAAAAAAUCAUGUAUGACGCAGCAGAAAACGACGACUUCGACCGGGAAGAGGUACCGACCUACGAAGAGGUCGCGAAACUCUACCCCAGGCCGGGCCUGUACCGACCGGUGGUUCUCAUCGGGCCACCGGGGGUUGGCAGGAACGAGCUGAAGAGGCGACUUGUGGCGACUGACAGUGAAAAGUACAAGACUCCCGUGCCAUAUACGUCUAGACAGGCGCAAUCGGGCGAGAUAAACGGCAAGGAGUAUCAUUUUGUGACGCGGGAAAAAAUGGAGGAGGACAUCAGUUCUGGAAAGUUUAUCGAGUACGGCGAGUACAAGGGAAAUCUAUACGGCACCAGUUCUGAAAGUGUCAGUUCGCUGGUGAACGCCGGAUACGUGUGCCUCCUGAAUCCUCACUAUCAGGCUUUGAAGAUGUUGAGAACACCACAAUUGAGGCCGUACAUCAUAUACGUGAAACCACCGACCUUCGAAGUGCUAAAGGAAACUAGAAACGAGGCCAGAGCGCGGUCGACUUUCGACGAGAGCAACGCUCGAGGCUUCACGGACGAAGAAUUCCGAGAAAUUCUGCACAGCGCAGAAAGAAUAGAAUUCCUGUACUCUCAUCUCUUCGACGAAGUGAUAGUAAACGCUGACCUCCCGAUGGCAUUCGAACAGCUAGUUAAUGCGAUUCAUCGAGUGGAGUCUGAGCCGCUUUGGGUACCAGCUUCGUGGGUGCAGUAAACGGGCGAUCUUCGUGAUUCGAAAGACCAAGUAUCCGGAAAAAAAAAAAUCAAAAGAGAAAAUUUCGUUGUUGGAGACGGGCGAUUACUCGUCGCUCUUCUCGCUGGACGACGCUUUCCUUCCGCUUCCGGUUCCCGAAGAAGUCGCGUGCACUUCUCGUCUCUAUCAACCCACCGAAUUGCAAUUUAUUACCUAGUAUUAUCGCGUCUUUACAGCCGUAAAGAUUUCGCACGUCAAACGUUUGCGACAGUCUUUAUCGGUUUCAAAGACGCAUUAAACGAGAUUUUCUAUUAUCGGAUGCUACUGUUCAUUGUUGGCAAUCGCUGUAAUCAUUCACUCGUGACGAUUUAUCGCUCGCGAGAGGAAACGCGACGCUCGUUUCCUCGAUGACGUCGUCGUCGCCAAAUAAGUUAAGUAGCUAAGUACAAGACGUUGAAGUAAUUUCGAAGCUAAGCUCCAAGCGAUUCGAAGUCGUCCAAGUCCCACAGUCCUUGUUUUCCGGGUAACUAUCAGACAUCUUAGUAAUGCACUGUGUUAUUUUAGUGACCCUUAACUGCCAGAAAUUUCGCUAGUGGUGUCUCGUAUUGCACGAUUGAAAGAAAGAGUGAUAUGAUCUCGUCGCGAUACGAAAUCGACAUGUAAAAAAUUCCACCUUUGAGAUCACCGGAAUCUCGCAUAUGUUGGGAUCAACGCUCGCGAAAUGUGUCGAAGUUACUUCGGAGGCUUUAUCUCAAAACUGGGAGAAUCGUGGACGAUCUUUGAUCUCGAUUGUUGUUAAUUGUUGCCAAAUAAGUAUUGUACCUAGAAAAUGCGACCGGAAGAGUCGCUCCACUGUAUUUACCGUAUUUUCCACUUGAUCAGCAUUACCAUAAUAUUGCUAUUUUAUUUUCUUUUCCAUAAUAACGGGAUGCCAAUGUGAGAAGGAGAAGGAGAAAUUGUUCGCACUAUUGAGUCAACGUUGCAUAAUACAUCCUUGAUGUAAACUCUGUAUGUUAUCGAAAUAUAGCAUUAAAUUAAAUUUU